Messenger RNA from Aplysia californica (California sea hare), 1543 nucleotides. RefSeq names its product QRFP-like peptide receptor. Gene Ontology annotation, biological process: G protein-coupled receptor signaling pathway. Gene Ontology annotation, cellular component: plasma membrane. Gene Ontology annotation, molecular function: G protein-coupled receptor activity. The record is from RefSeq and is a predicted model, not a curated record. The coding region runs from base 506 to 1543 and encodes 345 amino acids. Lineage: Eukaryota; Metazoa; Mollusca; Gastropoda; Aplysiida; Aplysiidae. The transcript has 8 exons.
AGCCGCGCGCAGUCUCAGACAAGAUUAGAGGAGGAGCCAGAAUCAUGGGAAAAUGGAAAAGCCGGAGAUACUCAAAGAGCUUGAAAAAGAGUUCAGUUUCUUGUAAGUUGUAGAUUUUCUCAAGCACAGUGAAAAGCUUUUUUGAAAUUUGUGCACGAUUACCUUUGAUCACUGAUGCGAGAAAAGACAAUCACAUUACAAUACGGUACAUCUGCCUGGAUUUUGUCUGUGCUAUCAACAUAAACAGAUAAAUUCUUCACUAAACUGUGUAUAAUGAAGCAAACGUAUCCACUGUUUUAUGCAGUAGCAUUUUCUCAGUGACAAAAUACAACCAAACAGGAAAUAGAAGAGAAUAUUACGAUGGCAUUGGUAGUUUCUUUUCGGUUGACAUGUGGUUGAAAAUGAAUAAGGGCUGCUUUGGUUUACAAAGUAAUGCAGACGUAUAGCAUGUUGUUAGCAUACUGGCUGAGAGUAAAACAAUUCUGAACAAAUAAAAACCUCGAAAAUGAACAACAGUGGAACUUCCCCUGUUCCAGCGUCUGGCCUCUUGGUUGUAGCCAAUGCCAGCGAUGACUACAGCGACUACUACUACAACUACGACGAUUCUGUGAGUUAUAUUCCUCUCACGGAGCUCAUACCAAACGCUCUUGGCUACGGUCUCACUCUGGUCCUCGGCCUCACGGGGAACCUGCUCGUCAUCAUUUCUGUGGCCAAAUAUCGCCGCAUGCACAACGUGACCAACAUAUUCCUUCUGAGUUUGGCGUCUGCUGAUCUCCUGCUGGUCACUGCUUGUGUGCCGGUCAAGUUUGCACGCUUCUUCAGUUUCACCUGGCAGUUAGGCAAAGUACUGUGUAAGGGCGUCCACUAUCUACAGAACCUGACCAUCAUCUGCUCCGUUCUCAACCUGACAGGACUCAGUCUAGAGAGGUACUAUGCGAUUCUGCAUCCCAUGAGAGCAAAAUGCACGUGUACUGUGACUCUCGCUCGCCGCUGCGUGCUGCUCGUCUGGGCUCUCAGUGCUGUCAUGGCGUCCCCAAUUUUAGUUGGACAACGUCACCUUCUUGUAGGGGAGAUAAGAAAAGGAUAUUGGUGCCUUGAGGAUUGGGAAUUCCCGGUUCUCGCCCGUGUAUACAGCUUGUACAUGUUGGUUCUGGUGUUUCUGCUGCCACUUGUGCUGAUGACCACCGCCUACUUCAGCAUAUGCCGUCGGCUGAGGGAAGUCCGAUACCAGCAGUCCGCCCCCAGGAUCAGCAGGCGUAAGAGCGCCCUGAACCCUGGCCUGGAUCUGCCGUACGCCCUUGCAGACAGACAGAGUCGUGUGUUGAUGAGGGGCGUGUACCCCGGACACGGCAGGAGGAUCUGUUCCAUCAGCGAAGACUCCACUAGGAAGCAGGUAAGACCCCGAAUGUCCAGUGGUCAAAUUGGCCCCCAUCUCAAAAAGUCAGUUCGGGUUGGCUCCUGUUGGGAAAAGGUACUGGAAUUUUCGACAGUCCUUCCGGAACACAAUGCGCAUGUGCACACCUCGGCGCUCCUCAUUGGCUGA